Molecule: messenger RNA, 297 nt
Organism: Xyrichtys novacula (pearly razorfish)
Lineage: Eukaryota; Metazoa; Chordata; Actinopteri; Labriformes; Labridae
Source: the annotation of a GenBank genome assembly
AUGGAUUUACACAUGCUGGAGUGCCGACGAUUUCGUCCAGUCAGGAUCAUGUCCUGGAAGAGGUCACGAGCCAGCACUCACAGCAAACAGACUGAGCGCCAUCUGUCCGCCCAUGAAGGCCAGGGUGUGAACGAAAUGAACUCGCAUGUGAGUCGAAUUCUGCGGUCAUGUCUUAAAGGCAAAGGUUGUCAUACUCUGUUGAAAUUGGCACAGCUGAACGCAGCCCUGGACUACAAAUCCCUUAUCAAUUGCCAGAUAAGCCUGGGCAAUCAAAUGGGCCAGCACUGGCAGUUUUGA